Molecule: messenger RNA, 1358 nt
Organism: Oxyura jamaicensis (ruddy duck)
Lineage: Eukaryota; Metazoa; Chordata; Aves; Anseriformes; Anatidae
Gene: LY86
Product: lymphocyte antigen 86
Exons: 5
Coding region: 211-696 (161 amino acids)
Biological process (GO): innate immune response; positive regulation of lipopolysaccharide-mediated signaling pathway
Source: RefSeq, a predicted model, not a curated record
GAGCACACGGAAACAGCACCCUCCAGUUCCGAUUAGCCUCUUGUUUAUACCACGUUGUGGUAAGCUGGAGGCUGCCUUGGCUCACUUAACCCUUCUGCAGGCGUGAAUGUAGUAACUCCUGUCUCCCUCGGAGAAGGGAAGGAACAGCUCCCUCCACAGAGGGUUAGCAAGAGACAGAGAGAACUGAUCCUGCAAACUGCCACCAUCACCAUGAAGACAUCAAAUGCUCUCGUUCUCAUCGUAGUCCUGCUUUCCAUCAAUGCCAGCACAGAAUGGCCUACGCACACAGUCUGCAAAGAGGACAACUUGGAAAUUCAUUACAAAAGCUGUGAUCCCAAGCAAGACUUUGCUUUCAGCAUUGACCGUUGUUCUGAUGUUGCAACCCACACCUUUAACAUCAGAGCUGCCAUGGUCCUAAGACACAGCAUUAAGGAACUGUACGUCAAGGCUGAUCUGAUCAUAGGUGGGAAGACCGUCCUAAGCUACUCAGACACACUUUGCGAGCCUGGUCAUUCUAAGCUUAUUUUCUGUGGAAAGAAGAAAGGAGAACACCUCUACUAUGAGGGACCUGUCACAUUGGGGAUCAAAGAAAUCCCACAGGGAGAGUACACUAUUUCAGCAAGGCUGACUAAUGAAGAUCACGUCGCUGUUGCUUGUGCUGAUUUUACUGUGAAAAAUUAUUUAGAUUAUUAUUAGCAACUAAAAUAACAUACCCAGACCAAUUUCAUUAAAGCUACAGAUUACCAAAACUAUUCAAGCCAAUUGAAUUGCUUGCAUGCUGCAAUGAUUUUGAAGGAAAUAAUUCCCAUAUGGUGGUUCUGAUGCUGUUCCUCUUUAUAAUUCACUGCUUUCAAGAAGUCAGUAGACCCUCUAGUGGUAAUUUUAUCUCUAAAUGCACACUGUAGCCCACUUUUUUCUUUUAAUACAUACAGCUGCAAAUAGAAAGUAUUUGAUACCAACAUUCUCAUCUCAGGAUGAAAAUAGGAUGAGGCAGAACAGUCGAGAGCCAAAACAGUUUUUGCAGUAAGCUAUGGAGGUAUCCAUUUCUAACACAGGCUAAAGAAGAUUUUCAUAUGUAUUAUGUAGUUACACCCCUCAAUGCUUUCAGUCUUCCCUGAGGCCUGUCUGUAGCCUCUGGUUGUAUAGAUUUUGUUAUAACUACAGAACAAAAACACGAUGAACAUGCUUCUUCUCAGCACUCCGUGUCCAGUCAUGGUAUUGAUAUUACUUCAGGCUUCAGGACUCCACCUGAAUUUGUUUGUUUGUUAAUAUUUCGGUGAUAAGCAAAUUGUUCUACUUCUAAUCUAUGUGCUUGUCUUGCUUUUUGAUGAAUUUGUAAUAAAAGAAAAUUUUCUUCA